GUUCUGUCUCUUUUGUUUGUUCGUAGGUGAUCAAUCACAAGGCUCCUCGAGAAGAAGAAGAUCUCAAAUCCGAUUAAAUGGAUCGUUUCAGCAGAAAAUGUCUUCUGUUUCUUCUAUUGAUCAUACUUUUAGAUUCUCCAUUAACAUGCCACAGUUGGGGAUGGUUCUCUUCUUCUUCUUCCUCAGCAGAAGAUCCAUACUCUUCUUCUUUUUCUCGGUCUCGCAAAUCCAACCCCGACUUCUCCAUGGAAGUUUUCAGUGAUCAGAAGGCGGUUCAAGUCCUUGAAAACAAGCUUGUUGGUCUAACCAGUUGCUGGCAAAAUGCUUAUAGUUACCUCUUGGCUGGCUGCAAAGAAACGAUUGCUACAGAAGAAAAGAGAAAGAGAUUUGCUUGGUAUUUGAGCGAUUGCUUCAUCAAAGACUCGGGAAGACCGGCGUUUCCAACCUGUAAAGAUGAAUCAGUAAUGAUGAGUUGCCUCAAGAAGCUUGAUGAUCAUGAGCAUAAGAUCUAUCUCGAUUUCUUGCUUGAAACCAACACCAUCUGCCAACAAUUACAGAGUAAUGCGUUCAAAAAUGAGAUAGAGAGGCUUGUGAAUGAGCUCAAGAAUACAGCUCAGUAUACAGAAGAUAAAUUGGAUAUCUUGGAGAGUAAAUCUGAUGCUUUAAUACAGACCUCAAGCAUGAUUCAUGAUUCUUUAGGGUCACUAGAUGUUCGGGUUCAAAACGUGGCUAGUGUGACAAACACCUUAGAAACUAGUGUGAGUGGAUUAUCUCAACAAACAGUAGAAAUCUCUCAAGAACAGAAGAACAUUGCAGAAUCACAGCUAGCUCUCAGGGACGGUCAAGUAAAGAUGAAAGAAACGUUGAAAGAUGGAAUGGACAUGUUCCUCGAUGCGUAUACUAACAUCCAAGAAGGAGUAGAUAAGUUGAAGAGUGAUACAGAGCAGAUUGAGGUGGAAAUAAGUGUACUUGGAAAUAACCUAUCAACCAAAAUGAUAGAUUUGCAGAGUACAACCGAUGACAUCGGAACAAAGACUCGUAGUUCGUUGGAUAAACAACAGAAGCUUUUAGACGGCCAAACCGUGGCUCUUGACGGUAUUCAGUUUCUUACCCGGUUUCAGUCUGAGGCACUGCAAGAGAGUAGGAAUACAUUGCAACGUUUGAAAGAAUUUAGUCAGGAGCAACAAGAAGAUCUUGCAAAGCGGCAAGAAAAGCUUCAGGAGGUUCAUGAUCACUUGUUUGAAAAUUCAAAAUCAAUGUUGGAAGCCCAGGUCAGUCCUCCCAAAUCUUAACAAAUAUUCAAAAGCUGUACAAGCAAAUGUCACAUAAAAUCAAUAUAUAACAAUCUGUUUUUGCAGGUAGCGUUUGAGGCUAAACAAGCAAACAUGUUUGUAGCUUUGGAUAAGCUGUUUGCUUUGCACAAUGCGAUGCUUCUCGAGUCGCGAGUGAUAAAAGCCUUUGUCAUCUACUUCUUGUCAAUCUUUGUCAUCUACAUGUUUACAAGCACAAAACAAACUUAUAUCAUAAGGCCAAGGCUUUACAUUGGUAAGUGACCAUAUUCCAAAAUCCCUAUUUCACACAAUAUUCGUAACACUAGAUUCCAUUAGUUUAACAAACAUUUUCCUUUAUACAAACGCAGGUUUGUGCGUUACUCUGGCAUUAGAAGUGGCGAGUUUACGAUACGUGAAUGAUACAGAACGCCAAGCAUGGAUGAUAAACCUUAUCAGGUCUUUAUUUGCUCUUCUUGCUUCAGCUCAGCUUCUACAUGCUGCUUUGUCAUACAGGUAUAACCAAAAUAUACUAUAAUGUUUUGAUUAACCAAAACAAACUCAGAAAAUGAUGAACAAUUGAACAUAUAUCCUCUCUUGUCUAAAAAUGCAGGGACUAUGAAGUACUAAACCAUCAAAUCUUGCUAAGAUUAGUUGAUAAAGUGAAUGACAUGCAAAGCAAGAAAGAGCUCUCGUACGAUGAAGAUACAGAGAGCGAGGUAGAUUGGACAUCUUGGGUUGAUACAGAUUUAACUGAUGAUGAUGACAAUCUUGCAGAUCCUGAUUACAAAAUCCCACUACUGAUCAAAGACAAUCCGGUUACUACUUCAUCAUUGACUAGAAGAUUGUAUAAUUUCCGUCCACGAUAGCCACCAAAGUUUUUCACUCAAAGUCGAAACUACAUUAGUCAUAUAUGUAUCUUAGGGAAACUUCACAUUGUAUCUGGAUCAAAACUAUAAUUAUAUGCUAUAGUUUUUGC
Arabidopsis thaliana (thale cress) is the source of this 2247-nucleotide messenger RNA. It is a transcript of the gene GEX1, whose product is annotated as gamete expressed protein 1. Bases 78 to 1292 code for a protein of 404 amino acids. NCBI's taxonomy places the organism in Eukaryota, Viridiplantae, Streptophyta, Magnoliopsida, Brassicales, Brassicaceae. The transcript has 3 exons. The record is from RefSeq and is marked reviewed. Gene Ontology annotation, cellular component: plasma membrane.